AAAAACCGAGAAAAAUUCGUCACAAGUCUCUUGCUGGUCCAAAGCCGCCGGCCGUUCAAUCCGUCCUCUGACUUCUCCCCCGGCUGGGCUGCCCGCGACUGCGAACCCGAUCUCGAAUUCUCGAUUCGAUCCCAUGGCGGCCGCCCUCUCCUCCUCGCGGCGCGCCCUGCACACCCUCCACCGCCGCCUCCUCCUCCACCCCUCCCCCUCACCAGCCGCCGCGCGCCGCGCCCUACCCACACUCACACCCACUCGCACUCCCAUCCCCGCCCACUCCCCCACCCCCACUUUCUCCUUCUCCUCCUCCUCCCGAUUCUCCACCACCGCGCGCCCCGAUGCGAGGCUGCGGCACGGGGUGCUGCCGCAGGGCCCGCAGCAGCGGCUCGUGGGCGGGGUCAGGUCGGUGGCUAGCGGCGGGUCGAAGCUGGCGCCGCUGGGCCAGGGGGUCAAGGGGCUGGGGCGGCCCGUGGAGGCGGCGAGGAGCGCCGCCGCGCGGUACCGCGCGGCCGUCGGCCUGCAGGUCGAGGCCUUCUGGCGGCGCAACUACAUGGUCCUCGUCGGCGCCGGGGCAGUCAUCGUCUGCGUCGCGCUGUGGAGGAUCAUGUUCGGCAUCGCCAGCACCUUCGUCGGACUCUCCGAGGGCAUGGCCAAGUACGGCUUCCUCGCCCUUGCCACCGCCAUUGUCGCCUUUGCCGGUAUGUAUGCCCGGUCAAGGUUAACCAUAAACCCGGACAAGGUUUACCGGCUGGCUAUGACAAAACUCAAUACAUCUGCUGCAAUCCUUGAAGUUAUGGGUGCGCCCCUAACGGGUACUGAUGUCAGAGCAUAUGUUAUGUCUGGAGGAGGCCCGAAACUAAAGGACUUCAAAUUCAAGCUUGGCAGUAAACGGUGCUUCCUCAUUUUCCCCAUCAAAGGAUCAGAAAGAAGGGGUCUCGUAAGUGUUGAGGUCAAGAAGAAAAAAGGACAGUAUGACAUGAAGCUACUAGCUGUUGACAUACCAAUGGCAUCAGGUCCUGACCAGCGGCUGUUCCUCGUCGGUGAUGAACAAGAGUACAAGGUGGGUGGGGGCUUGAUAUCUGAGCUGCGAGACCCGAUCGUAAAAGCUAUGGCUGCAGAGAAGGAGUUUGAUUAUCUUGAUGAACGAGAGGAUGAGGAGGACGAGCAGAGAGAGCGUGAGGAGGCGGAGCAAGAGGCAGCAGAAGCAUUGAGGCGCGAGGAGGAAAGAUUGCGCCAGGAGGGUGAAGAACGGAGGCGGCGGGAGGAGGCAGAGAGGCUGGAGAAAGCUACGUGACAUGAUUUUAAUCGAUUUUCCACCUUGUGCAUUGUUUUCUCCUUCUCUUCCUCCCGGAGUGUAGCAAUCUGCGUUUCCACAGCAAGAGAAAGAUUGCUUCCGAGUUCAUUUGAGUUCCUGGUGGUCGAUUUGGCGUCACCAGUCUCAAGUUGUUGAGAAGAAAGGAAUAAUUUGGCCUGUUCCGCAACAGAUCACUUGGGCGAAGCAAUGUAAUUUAGUGCUUGAUCAAUUGUUAACCUUUUUGCUACACAUGUGCGCUCAUGGAAUUCAGAUGGCUGAGCGCGUUUACCUGCUCAACUUCUAGCCAUGUUGCUGUUCUGCUUAAGCGGUGUUAAUCACUUAUUAAGCUCUGAUCAUGGUUGUUG
This is a messenger RNA of Sorghum bicolor (sorghum), 1656 nucleotides long. RefSeq lists its product as uncharacterized. The coding region runs from base 134 to 1291 and encodes 385 amino acids. The record is from RefSeq and is a predicted model, not a curated record. The transcript has 3 exons. Gene Ontology annotation, cellular component: intracellular membrane-bounded organelle. NCBI's taxonomy places the organism in Eukaryota, Viridiplantae, Streptophyta, Magnoliopsida, Poales, Poaceae.